UUAGCCCCGCGGCGGCGGCCCGGUUGCUGCUGCUACUGCUGCUGCGCUGCCUGCUUGCCGCGAGCUGGGUUGGGGUUACUGUAGUUCAAACGCAUCUGAGAUCAGCAGGCGUUGUGGGAGGAGGUGCGGAGAGAGAGGAAGGGGCCUGUGCAGUGAGCAGGCAUCAAAGAUUAAUGGAUGGCCUUGCGUCGCAGUCUGCAGUAAACAGGAAACUAGUCUGAAAGGGAAGGAGAGGACUGUGUGUCUUUUUGUUUUUUAAAAUACGGAGUGUGCAGUUUUACUGAAUCUUGAAUCAUGCCCAAAAGAAUGAGCUGUCGGUGCUGCAGUCGUGACCCAGGCUGAGCGGCCGAUGGCAGAGGUCUUCUCCAAGAAAAAAAAAAAGAAAAAAAAAAAACCAACAUGGCUGCAAAGGAGAAACUGGAGGCAGUGUUAAAUGUGGCCCUGAGGGUGCCAAGCAUCAUGCUGUUGGAUGUCCUGUACAGAUGGGAUGUCAGCUCCUUUUUCCAGCAGAUCCAAAGAAGUAGCCUUAGUAAUAACCCUCUUUUCCAGUAUAAGUAUUUGGCUCUUAAUAUGCAUUAUGUAGGUUAUAUCUUAAGUGUGGUGCUGCUAACAUUGCCCAGGCAGCAUCUGGUUCAGCUUUAUCUAUAUUUUUUGACUGCUCUGCUCCUCUAUGCUGGACAUCAAAUUUCCAGGGACUAUGUUCGGAGUGAACUGGAGUUUGCCUAUGAGGGACCAAUGUAUUUAGAACCUCUCUCUAUGAAUCGGUUUACCACAGCCUUAAUAGGUCAGUUGGUGGUGUGUACUUUAUGCUCCUGUGUCAUGAAGACAAAGCAGAUUUGGCUGUUUUCAGCUCACAUGCUUCCUCUGCUAGCACGACUCUGCCUUGUUCCUUUGGAGACAAUUGUUAUCAUCAAUAAAUUUGCUAUGAUUUUUACUGGAUUGGAAGUUCUCUAUUUUCUUGGGUCUAAUCUUUUGGUACCUUAUAACCUUGCUAAAUCUGCAUACAGAGAAUUGGUUCAGGUAGUGGAGGUAUAUGGCCUUCUCGCCUUGGGAAUGUCCCUGUGGAAUCAACUGGUAGUCCCUGUUCUUUUCAUGGUUUUCUGGCUCGUCUUAUUUGCUCUUCAGAUUUACUCCUAUUUCAGUACUCGAGAUCAGCCUGCAUCACGUGAGAGGCUUCUUUUCCUUUUUCUGACAAGUAUUGCGGAAUGCUGCAGCACUCCUUACUCUCUUUUGGGUUUGGUCUUCACGGUUUCUUUUGUUGCCUUGGGUGUUCUCACACUCUGCAAGUUUUACUUGCAGGGUUAUCGAGCUUUCAUGAAUGAUCCUGCCAUGAAUCGGGGCAUGACAGAAGGAGUAACGCUGUUAAUCCUGGCAGUGCAGACUGGGCUGAUAGAACUGCAGGUUGUUCAUCGGGCAUUCUUGCUCAGUAUUAUCCUUUUCAUUGUCGUAGCUUCUAUCCUACAGUCUAUGUUAGAAAUUGCAGAUCCUAUUGUUUUGGCACUGGGAGCAUCUAGAGACAAGAGCUUGUGGAAACACUUCCGUGCUGUAAGCCUUUGUUUAUUUUUAUUGGUAUUCCCUGCUUAUAUGGCUUAUAUGAUUUGCCAGUUUUUCCACAUGGAUUUUUGGCUUCUUAUCAUUAUUUCCAGCAGCAUUCUUACCUCUCUUCAGGUUCUGGGAACACUUUUUAUUUAUGUCUUAUUUAUGGUUGAGGAAUUCAGAAAAGAGCCAGUGGAAAACAUGGAUGAUGUCAUCUACUAUGUGAAUGGCACUUACCGCCUUCUGGAGUUUCUUGUGGCCCUCUGUGUGGUGGCCUAUGGCGUCUCAGAGACCAUCUUUGGAGAAUGGACAGUGAUGGGCUCAAUGAUCAUCUUCAUUCAUUCCUACUAUAACGUGUGGCUUCGGGCCCAGCUGGGGUGGAAGAGCUUUCUUCUCCGCAGGGAUGCUGUGAAUAAGAUUAAAUCGUUACCCAUUGCUACGAAAGAGCAGCUUGAGAAACACAAUGAUAUUUGUGCCAUCUGUUAUCAGGACAUGAAAUCUGCUGUGAUCACGCCUUGCAGUCAUUUUUUCCAUGCAGGCUGUCUUAAGAAAUGGCUGUAUGUCCAGGAGACCUGCCCUCUGUGCCACUGCCACCUGAAAAACUCCUCCCAGCUUCCAGGAUUAGGAACUGAGCCAGUUCUACAGCCUCAUGCUGGAGCUGAGCAAAACGUCAUGUUUCAGGAAGGUACUGAACCCCCAGGCCAGGAGCAUACUCCAGGGACCAGGAUACAGGAAGGUUCCAGGGACAAUAAUGAGUACAUUGCCAGACGAUCAGAUAACCAGGAAGGGGCUUUUGACCCCAAAGAAUAUCCUCACAGUGCAAAAGAUGAAGCACAUCCUGUUGAAUCAGCCUAGAGGAGAAGCAGCAGGAAUGAUGCUUUGAUACUCUGGAGGAGAAGUUAACUCAAGAUGGAAUUCAUGUUCUGAUUUGAGGAAUGAAAAUGAGAUGAUCAGGCAGGAAACUGACAUUCCAAGGAUCUAAUCCAGGAAGUACUCUCAGUGGGGACCACCUGCUUUCAUCCCCUGACAUUGUGGGAGAAAUUUUGCAAUGUAUGCUAAUCAAAAUGUAUAUGUUCUAUGCUGAUGUUUUAUAGAGGUUUGUGAAGAAAAUUCAACCUCAACCACUUCAGAAACUGCCCCUGAUAUGUGUGAGAGAGAAGUAAAAUCAGAUUUUGAGUGUUGAAGGGACUGAGGAAGUGAGGAUAAAGAGCAUGAGGACAGCAUGGAAAGAAGGAGGCAGAAGUGGAACUGAACUUUCACUCUCCAUGGGACAGAUCAAUCUCAUUAUCAAGUCUGAAUAGCAACCAGCCCUCUCCUCCACCCGUUUCUCCUCAGUUAAUUGGAGCUCAGUCAGGUGAUUAUUGAGUCUUGUACAGCACUGAAAUGAAAUCAAAGAUGAAGAAGCAUUGAUUGUAUUCAAAGAUUGAAGCACGCUCAUACUUUGUAUGUGCUUUAGGGAAGGGGUGGGUGGGCACUUGGGCCUUGCGGGUGCAUUCAUGUAAUCUGAGACUCUUGAACUUUAUGACGGAGUCUUCAAUAUUUUGAUGUAUAUGAAACUUUUGUUAAAUAUGUUGUAUACUUCGCUGGCUGUGUGAAGUAAACUAAAACUCUGAUGAACACUUUGGAGUCCGCUUUAGUGAAGGAGACCAAAGUGGGAAGGGCUUUAGGGCACUGAUAGAGGCCCUGGGUGUACUUUUCAAUCCUGUGUAAUGUUUAAUUCUUGCAACUGAAUCAAAACAGUGUUAAAUUAUGGCAAUAUUUGCACUUUGGGAAUGAGUACAUAACUGUAUGAUCACACUCUGCAAAUGCCACUUUUAAAGCUGUUAAUAGACUUUGCACCUUUUCUUUGACAAGGAUGUGUCAUAUUUAAAUUUUUACAUUCAUCAUGGCUACAGGUAGAACUGGGGAGGGGGGAAUGUAAUUUUUUAUGGGAAUUUUGAUAUGAAAAGAAACUAGUCAUUUAUUUAUACAAUAGGCUUGGCUCAAAAAGUGUUUUUCAGACCUCGGUAUUCCUAAUGUGGGAUGUGACUUUAUUUUAUUUUUAGUAGCAAAUUUGGAUGUAGACUGACAGACAUAGCUGAAUGUCUUAAUAAAUUUAAAUUUGAAGAUAA
This is a messenger RNA of Gorilla gorilla gorilla (western lowland gorilla), 3647 nucleotides long. It is a transcript of the gene RNF145, whose product is annotated as ring finger protein 145. The record is from RefSeq and is a predicted model, not a curated record. Gene Ontology annotation, biological process: ERAD pathway; proteasome-mediated ubiquitin-dependent protein catabolic process. Gene Ontology annotation, cellular component: endomembrane system. NCBI's taxonomy places the organism in Eukaryota, Metazoa, Chordata, Mammalia, Primates, Hominidae. Gene Ontology annotation, molecular function: zinc ion binding; ubiquitin protein ligase activity. The transcript has 11 exons. Bases 400 to 2391 code for a protein of 663 amino acids.